UGCGGACACUUGUCCAUGCGACCCACUACAAUUGCUUACGCCGCGAUGGGCAUCGCGAUGCAACCUCUCGUAAUCUAUAGAGCAGCCCCGCAGUAUGCCACACACGCGUUUGCAUCUAUGGUUACAGAACCCUGCCGGCCAACUCAUAUGCAUGGCGUGGAGCAGCCGAGAACCCACAUGAGCUGGGAGACCGUCCUGCAAGCGAAACGGAGGCCGCAGUGGGAGGGAACAUACAUCCCAAUGGACCUGUUUUCUUGCGCACGAGGGCUUGCGAGGCUAUGUUCAAGAUGCUAACAGCACGGAGCUCCCUCCGAAGAUUCCUAUCCAGGAUUCCGUACAUCGCGGGCGCUGCCGUUCUGCACUGCAAGUGCCCAUCCGAAACGGCGACCCACGGGAAGGAGGCAGAGACACACAGAAAACCGUUCUCACCCCCGCAGUAUGGUGUAUAUAACGUUAGACCGGCGCCCUCUUGUGGGCCAAAGCAUCUCCGCAACAUUUUCUAUCUCUCGCAUUCCAUAGUAUGGGCGUGAACAUCCCCUCCUUACAUCAUUCAGCGCAUUCGCCAGCGCCUACGGACAGUUUCCUCCCGGCAAUUCCACACUCGCGCGGGGCACCCCACGUAUCACCUGCAACGAUCUCCGUCCAUCUGCGCUCCGUCCUCAAGGGACACUGGAUCUCGCGUCCAGCGUUCCUCAGCCGGCUCAAGACGCAUGGCAAGUGAAAAGGGAGUACAGAUCCGUGCAAAUAGUUAUUUACCUCGGAUCUAUCGAUAAUAACUGGUAGUAUCGGAAACGAUGCCAUCGAUAUUUAUAUAUCCGCAUUCCACGCCCAGGCGGGUUGAUUAUAGCGCAUUCAACGACGGGUUAGGAUAAUGAGUUAUCCCGCCUGGAUCGCGAAGCACACACUCUGCGUGCCAUGGGACGGUCCGCUGGUUGUCAGUGUGUAUGCUUGGGAGGCGUUCGAUGGCCAUAACUUGCCAGUGUUCAUCGAGGGUGUGUGGACGUUUCGGACACCGAAAUACGGAAUUUCCUACGUAGAUCAUCCCCGGUGUUCUGCGUUAACUGUGGACUGUAUUCGUGUAACAGUUCGUCGGUAUUACAUACAGAGCUAGUAGUAUCGCUUCAAUCCAC
Messenger RNA from Punctularia strigosozonata HHB-11173 SS5, 1130 nucleotides. RefSeq lists its product as uncharacterized. NCBI's taxonomy places the organism in Eukaryota, Fungi, Basidiomycota, Agaricomycetes, Corticiales, Punctulariaceae. The record is from RefSeq and is a predicted model, not a curated record. The transcript has 4 exons. The annotation marks the transcript as partial.